This is a messenger RNA of Coffea arabica (coffee), 5975 nucleotides long. RefSeq names its product iron-sulfur assembly protein IscA-like 2, mitochondrial. Gene Ontology annotation, cellular component: mitochondrion. Gene Ontology annotation, biological process: iron-sulfur cluster assembly. Gene Ontology annotation, molecular function: 4 iron, 4 sulfur cluster binding; 2 iron, 2 sulfur cluster binding; iron ion binding. NCBI's taxonomy places the organism in Eukaryota, Viridiplantae, Streptophyta, Magnoliopsida, Gentianales, Rubiaceae. The record is from RefSeq and is a predicted model, not a curated record.
CGGUACCUGCGAAUUUUUGAUUACGUGAUUGUAAUUCGUCCCGCGUCUAAAUAGGUACCUGAUCGUCUUUCGAUCCGAUCAAAUAGUAUGGUUCGAGUAUUUUGGAUAGGAUCGAAUCCGUACGAUGAGUUUUCGGAUUAGUCGGCAUUUUUGCCCGCCCCUAACCACCAGUCGUGCAUAUGGUAUGAAAGCCUCCUCGUCUUCUUCGCCUUUGCAUUUUGCCACGCACUUGCUGUUUACUGAAGAGUGUUCAAAAGGAGAAUUUUGGGUUAAAUAUUGAUUUGUUAUUUCUGUCUUUCUGUGCAAUUUCUCAUAAAUCGGAUAUGGUUAAGGAUUUUUUUUAAAUUUAUUUGUUCAUACCCUAAAAGUCUCUGAAAAUCAUGCUGAAACCCUCCGUUCAUGGACAUCUGAUGACUCAAUACGGGUAGACUCGGCCGCUCUUUCGAGUCCCGGAGUCGACUCGGUCCGAAUCUUCCGAGUCUGAACGAGUUUCCACCGGGUCUACCGUCUCCGGUAUAUGACGGACCAGUUGCGGAAGUUGCGGUGAGAAUUCAGCCCGGUCGAGUCCACUGGGACUCGACCGAGUCUUUGAUUCAGUUAUAUUCUCAACUGUUUCAACUUUUAAUUGUCGUGUCGUGUCGUGUCCUUGCGUUUGCAUUGUGCAACCCAAAGUUGAGAUAAAGGGAAAUGGAUGUCUCCUUCAUUUAGGUUCCUUUGGUGAGUGAAACAGUAUUGUAAGGAUUAUGAAACCGUAUCAUUCGAUGAUUCGUCGACUGGUUCCUUUCUUCUCAACUCGGAUUCGAGAAAACCACCUGAGACUCCUCAGUUCGACAUUGGCAUCAUCCUCUGCUCUCCACGAACAACCUCCUCUGCAGUCUUCGCAUUCCCAAUCUCAAUCUAUAGUUGCGGUUCACAUGACCGACAAUUGCGUCCAGAGAAUGAGGGAACUGCAAUCUCAGGAAGGCAAGGAAAAGAUGCUAAGAUUGAGCAUAGAAGCCGGUGGCUGUUCCGGUUUUCAGUAUAACUUCUCUCUUGAUGAUAAGUGCAAUGAUGAUGACAGAAUAUUUGAGCGGGAAGGAGUCAAAUUGGUAGUUGAUAAAAUAUCUCUUGAUUUUGUAAAGGGUGCAACUGUUGAUUAUGUUGAAGAGCUUAUCCGUUCAGCUUUCCAGGAUUCUGGUCCAUAAAGCAGCAACAAGGUUUUUUUGGUAUGCAGGUAUCUACAAACCCAAUUGCUGUGGGUGGCUGCAGCUGUAAAAGUUCCUUUGUGGUGUAGUAGUUCUCUGACAUUUGUUUUGUUUCACUAUUCAGCUUGAGUCAAGAGGUUAUUUUCAUUCUCCUUUUGGUCCUGAAUCUAUGCUACAUUUUUUUCUGUGCUCCAUUUAUUGACUCAUAAUCCUAAUUAAAUUCAUUAAUGUUGAUUUGCUGUAUGAUUACCGUAAGCAGCAGUUUUAACUUUAUAUUUAAAUUGGGGAUACUAUUCAUGACCUGUUUCACUAUAUCUUUGACUCUUGAUACAAAAUCAGUACGGAAAAAUGGGGGGCGGUGCACUGCAGGGGAAGAAAAUGGUGUCCUUUUGGUUGAGGUGAUUUCUGAAAAUAAAUGUAUUUACUGAACUUGGAGCAUUAAUUGGAAUUCCACCCAAAGUGUUUGGUAUUCUGCCAAUGUCAGAAAACAGUCAAAGAUACUUGCUCUAUGUGAGCUGUUAGGUAUGGUGUGGUUAUUCUGCUAUUGCUACUUGAUGUUCAGUUUUUCUGGUCAUGCUUCAUUUUAUUUUUCCUUUGAAGAGUUAAUCUCGUACAGAGAUAUGCCGUCUUACAACAAAAAUUUUCUUUUGUUAUCUAGGCUGCUCUUUUAUUUAUGUGUAGUAAAUGCAGCCCUAUUUGAUGAAAAUUAGGUAGGGCAUUUUGUGUGUGUGUGUGUGUGUGUUUUUUUUCUUUAAUUUCUAGGUAGCUUGGUAUUUACAAUUCCGCUAUUGUCUCAUCGAAUUUUUGGGGUUUUAUUAUUUAAACUAGAAAGGUGGACAUUAUCAAUGGACACUGGCACUGAUUUGUAGUAUGUCGCAAGGAUGGAAUCGCCUGGUAUUGACCAUUGAGUAUUGGGGGCAUCUUACAAAUGUUUUUUGGUCCUCUUUUCGGGGAGAGUUGUUAAGCUGGAUCCUUUGACAUUUGAAUCAACAUUCAAAAUUUUGGCUGCUUUAGUCUUGCUAACUGUUUGUGAAUUUCACCUUUUUAUGAGACCAAAAUUCAACCUAUGGCAAAAGGGAGAUGCAAGUGUAAUAAAGAGAAGUUGCAGCAUAGAUGUAAUUUUACAGCUAUUGUUGCAGCAAAUAGUACUCCAACUCUGGGAUUAUAAAGGCAGCAAGAUAACAAAAUAGAAAUACAAGUUUAGCAGCAAAAAGAGCAACUUAAAGAGGAAAUUAGCAGAAAAAUAUUGUAGCUUAUCAUAACAAGUUCUAAUGUUAGAAGACAUUCUAUAAUUCACCAACAUCAUUUAACAUAUAGAAUCAAUAUUAUGGUUGCGAUUGGAAGACGACAAUCAGGAUUUCAGAGCGAAAGGAAUUCAAAUAAGCUAUAUUUGCUUCCUAUGUCUAUUUGAUGUGUUGGGUAAUAGUAGUGCUAAAAAUUCUGUCUUUUAUUGCUGUAGUAAAAAAAAUGCUAUUAUAAAUGGCAAUUUUGUUAAUGAUUGCCGUGAUUCUUUUAAUUUUUUUAAUUUUCAAAUUCAUUUAUUUUUUGUGCCAAUUUUAGUUAAUCAAUUAGGAGUUUCCAAUAGGGUAACAUUGUCAAUUAGGAGUGAAAAGGGGAUGUAAAGAUAGAUAUGGCCUUGGAAAAAUCUGCCAAAGUUCCAGAUGGCUUCUUCAGUGGUGGGUUCAGAAUCUAAAAGCCACAAUAUUGAUUCAAUUGGCUUUGAGCAGGGGAGACCAUAAAAUCAAGAAGUAUUUAAGUGUUAGGGUGCAAUCUAUACUAAUUGAGGCCAAUCUAGUCACUCAUGAACUUGUUCGGUCAAAUUUUGAGGUUAAAGUUGUAUUGACGGAGUUCAGCAUUUUAUUCGAACAGUUCUAAUAAAGUGACAACUUCAAACUCGAACCUAAUAUGUGAGGCAAAAAUUUGUCAAGCUUAAUUGAGUUCAAUUGAGCUUCACGCAUAUAUACUUGAAUAUUUUUAAUAUUUAUUUGUAUGAAAUGUCUAUCAUAACCUUUGUUUAAAAUUAUAUAAAGUAUUCUUUGUUUAUGGAAUGUUUUGUAUAAAACCAUUGCUAAGUUCCUGGUGAAUAGACUUAAGCCCCUCCUGAACUAUUGCAUUAGUAAUUCUCAGGCAGCAUUUGUACCCAAUGGGCAAAUAUUAGAUAUUGUUAUCAUAGCUCGUGAGUAUAUUCACGGGCUUCAUUCUAAGAGAGGGGAAAGGUGGAGGGGGGCAGGGGAGAUGUCUCAGGCAGCAUUUGUACCCAAUGGGCAAAUAUUAGAUAUUGUUAUCACAGCUCAUGAGUAUAUUCACGGGCUUCAUUCUAAGAGAGGGGAAAGGUGGAGGGGGGCAGGGGAGAUGGCUAUAUGGCCCUUAAAUUAGAAGUGUCUAAAGCCUAUGAUAGAGUUGAGUGAAAAUUUUUGUAUGUCGUGCUUAGCAAAAUGGGCUUCUGUCCACUCUGUAUCAAAUGGAUUCAUGGCUGUCUUUCUUCUGUGUCUUACUUCUUCAAUAUAAAUGCUGUUCAAUCUGGUUACAUUUGCCUUUCUAGAGCCAUUAGGCAAGGGCACCCUCCAUUUUCUUAUCUCUUUGUGUUUUGUGCUGAGGGUCUUUCUAACCUCAUUAACAAUGCUGUCGACAAUAAUAAGCUUACUCGAGUGAAAAUUUCUAGUCGAAAUAUACCCCCGUAUCUCAUUUAUUUUUUGCUGCCAACUCUUGGAUCUUUUGCAAAGCUAAGCAAGACCUACAAUGCUAUGAGCAAGCCUUUGGCCAACAGAUCAAUAUUGGCAAAUCUGCUGUCUUUUUCAGCAAGAAUACCAGUCCUAGAAAUGUGGAGGAUGUGAUGCACCAGUUAGGAGGAAUACAAUAUGCAACACAAACGAAAUACCUAAGCCAAUGGUAAUUGGUAGAUCCAAGAACAGUGUGUUCAGAUUCAUAAAGGAUAACACGAGUGCCCGGGUCCAGAAUGGGAAAGGUAAACUGCGUAGCAAUGUUGGUAAGGAGGUUCUCCUGAAAUCUCUUGCUCUUCCCUCUUAUGCUAUGUCAUUAGUCAAAUUAUCUGAUAACCUCUGCAAAGUUCUUAUUGGAAUUAUGGCUAAAUUUUGGUGGGGAAAUGACCAAGGGCAAAGGAGAAUGCAUUGGAUAAAAUGGUAUGAUCUCUCUGAAAUCAAAGGUAAAGGUGGAUUCGGUUUUAGGGUAAUACAAUGUUUUAAUGUUGCCUAGCUGGCACCUAUCCAAACUUGUUGGUUAGCAAGGUGAUAAAAGGCAAGUAAUAUCCUAAAACCUUCAUUUUUGAGUCGAAUGUUAAGGCUGGUGUCUCUUGGAUGUGGCAAAGUUUACAUCGCUUCUAAAUAUGCUGGAAAGUGGUGUUUGGAAACAGGUGGGAGAUGGUAAAUCUGACAACAUAUGGGGGGAUAGGUGGGUAGGAUAUUCUAGCAAUGGGAAGAUCAUCUAAGCUAGACCAAAAGACUGCCAACUAGUGAUGGUUAAUAGGUUGAUUCAAGGAUAGCAGUGGAAUAGCAACCUGAUCCGUUCUAUGUUCUCAAAGGAAGAGGCUGAAGCUAUCUUGCAAAUUCAUUCGAGCAUCUUUGGGGAAAAAAGAUAGGUGCAGAUGGCAACACACAGCAAAUGGAUUCUGCUCAACCAAAUCAGGUUAUGCAAGGGGAUAAGAGAGAUGGAGAAAUCAUAUGCCAACAAAGCACAUGUGAACUCCAGCAGAAAUAACGAGAAAUCCAAAGUCUGGAAUCAGUUGUGGGGGUUGAACAUUAAGAGACAAAGUUAAGCAUUUUCUGUGGAAGUGCCUCCACUACAUUCUACCACUAUGAGGAGAUUUUUAGAAGAAUAGGUAAAGGAGACCCAAUGUGCAAAUGCUGUGGUGAAGCCCCUGAAACAUUGGAACAUGCUUUACUCCUGUGCAAGGCAAGAGAAUUUGCCUGGAACAUGUUCCCCAUUGUGUGGGAUGGCAUUAGUGAGCAUAAAUGGAACUUCUGGAUAUGGUGGGAAUCCAUGCAAGAAGCAAGAUCAAGAUUGGAUGGUUAGGAACACAUUGAACUCACUGCCAACUUCCUCUGGCAGCUAUGAAAAACAAUAAAUGAGUGGUCCUUCAACCAGAAGCAAAAAGACAACCAUCAAAUUUCCAAGAAAGCUGUGGGAAACUGGAUCGAAUUCAAAGAGGUUUGAUAGGAUUGCAAACAAUGCUGCUGAAGAUCACAAUCACGUGGAUGACAGUCAAGGCAUACUAGCUGAUCUUCUUAUGCAACAUGCCACCACAUGUACACUGACGCAGCCUUCAGUCAGAGUAACCCUCAAUCUGGGAUGGGAAUUGUAGCGAAAGGAAGCAAUGGCAACAUUAUCAUAACUUGGUCCAUACCAUGUACAUGUGCUAAUGAUGCAACAAUACAAGAGGCUAUUACCAUCCGGACUUCUCUAAGCUAUUGAGGAAAGCAUGAAAUAUUUAUUGAUUCUUUCCGAUUGUAAAGCUGUGGUGGAGAGAAUCAAUCAAAGCUGCAAUGGGUUGUCCCCACUGGAUGUGAUCAUUAACGACAUCAGACAGCUUAGCCGAUCGUUUUGGAAGUGUACUUUCUUUUAGUUUAAAAGAGAGAUGAACUUGUGUAGACAUGACUUAGCCAAAUUGGCUAUCUAUCUUUUACAUGAAACUUGGUGGAAGAGUCCUUUCUUAUGUGGCUUAAUAGAGAGGCCCAUAAAGAUUUCCUGACAGUUGCCCGUUUCCUACAAAGCUGCUGCGCAGUCUAACUAAUCCUGUAUCUAUUGUUUAUAUAUAUCUAAAAGUUGAUUUUUGAC